AUGCAACACCCAUCUUCAAACCCUAAUCCCAGUUCCAUUCCCAAUCCCCACAAUGCAACCACCGCAUCCAAAUUCCCCCCACCGCCACUUCCAUCCACGGCGGCGACAACCGCCGCCUGCAAGUCCUCCAUGUUCCCCCGCUCCGGCGGAAAUAAUGGGUCCCAUCACCGGAGAGCUCACUCAGAGGUCAGUUUCCGGUUACCCGACGACAUGAUGGACUUGUCUCCGUCCGAUCCGUUCACCGGCGGAUCUUCGACGGCGAGCCUAGAUGAGAUCGGAUCCGAAGACGACCUGUUCUCGACGUACAUUGACAUGGAUAAGCUUGGAGGUUCGAAUGAUUUGGGAGACGGUGGAGUAGAUCCGGUGAGAAAUGAUGAGACGGAGAAGAACCAAGGGAGGGCGAGGCAUAGGCAUAGUAGCUCGGUGGAUGGUUCUUCGUCGUUUGGGGAGAUUAUGGAUGGGAAGAAAGCUAUGCCUCCGGAUAAGUUAGCUGAGCUUUGGUCUAUUGAUCCCAAGCGUGCAAAAAGAAUACUUGCGAAUCGACAAUCUGCUGCUCGUUCAAAGGAGAGAAAGGCCCGCUAUAUACAUGAACUAGAGCGCAAAGUUCAGACCCUACAGACUGAAGCUACAACUCUUUCUGCCCAACUCACAUUAUACCAGAGAGAUACAACAGGUCUGAGUAAUGAAAAUACAGAGCUUAAACUUCGUCUGCAAGCCAUGGAGCAACAAGCACAUCUCCGUGAUGCUCUUAAUGAUGCGUUGAAGAAAGAAGUUGAGAGACUGAAGGUUGCUACUGGAGAUAUAAUGAGCCACACUGAAUCUUUCAAUCUUGGUAUGCGCCAGAUGCCAUUUACGGAAUCGAAUUUCCUUCCCAUUUCACCACAAUCAGGACUUGAUAUUAGCAGCAAAGGAACAACCGUUGUUAAGUCUGAAGACCCCUCUCUUUCUGCAAGUGAGAGUAGCACUACAUUUUGA
Molecule: messenger RNA, 975 nt
Organism: Vicia faba (fava bean)
Lineage: Eukaryota; Viridiplantae; Streptophyta; Magnoliopsida; Fabales; Fabaceae
Source: the annotation of a GenBank genome assembly